Messenger RNA from Lactuca virosa, 808 nucleotides. Lineage: Eukaryota; Viridiplantae; Streptophyta; Magnoliopsida; Asterales; Asteraceae. The record is from the annotation of a GenBank genome assembly.
CCUCUAUAAUUCUCUUUUUCUCUUUAUCUAUCUAAAAAUCUUAAAGGGUGUAUACGUAUAAAUAAUAUAUUGCACUUUGUGCUAUGUAUAAUGAUUAUAGCUUGUUUACAAAGUGAAAGAGGCCCUAUCUUUCUUCAAUCAGAAUACUCUUAUUAUAUCUACUCAUUCUGAGUUGUGUUUCUUUAAGAAAUCAUGAGAGAUAUCAUCGAAAGAUUUCUUGUUCUUCCAUUUUCCAUGGGAUGUAUCCCAAAAUCGAGCACACAAGCAGUCGAAUCAACCCAAUUCAAGGAGCAAACACCCGAAUCAAAACAACUUGUCACAAGAACACAAGAAGGAAAAACCUCAUGGGGAUUCGUAGCUAUAAAGGGAUCCAACAUUUCGAGAGGAAUUCGAAGACUAAUCAUGUCGACCUUCGAAAGUUUUUCUCGAAUCAUAAGUAACAAAGAAGGAGAUGAAAUUGAAAUGGAGAUCGAACUGGAGAUAGGGUUUCCUACAGAUGUAAAGCAUGUUACGCAUAUAGGAUAUGAUGGAUCGAUGACGACUAACCCUGUGAAAAAUUGGGAGAAUAUUGAAACGCCUGAAAUUCUUUCGUUUCCUUGUAUUUCUUUGAAACAAUUUGAGAACGCCAUGGCUGCACAAUCUGAAACUCUGGUUGCUUGAAAUAACAAAAUUGAUUCAUUUUAAUGGAUCCUAACAUACGCAUUCGCCCAGUGAAUUGAGAGAGAUUAUAAUGAUUGUGAAGAAAUGUAUAGUAUAGGUGGAAAGGAGCAAUGGUCUGGAUUGGAGUGAUUUUUUUUUUUUUUUUUUU